This is a messenger RNA of Ectocarpus sp. CCAP 1310/34, 2088 nucleotides long. Lineage: Eukaryota; Phaeophyceae; Ectocarpales; Ectocarpaceae. The record is from the annotation of a GenBank genome assembly.
AUGAGCCAAAAUCGUGUGGUGAUCCCUGCAGUCUGUUUUACGGUUUGCGCCGCCUUUCAGGGCUGGGAAUUUUGUGGCCCUCACAAGCCCGAGCGUGCUAAAGCGAGGGCACUAUUUCGGGACGUACGGGCAGGAUGGGUCGUGGACAACUACAUGAAGGGACAAGCGGCGGUGAACACGACGAGGGACUACAUACGAGCCGCCUUAUUCUUUGCCAACACCGCCAUCCUCCUCACAACGUUCGUCGUGGGGUACGCAGGGUCGAUCUACACGGACUGCUCCGACGGAGACAAGUCUUGCAGCGCCGACGACUGGCUGUUCGUCAUCAAGCUCGGCGUCCUGGCGGCGCUGCUCAUGACCAUCUUCUUCGUCUUCACGCAGUGCACUCGCUACGCCGUCCACUUCAGCUUUUGCAUUAACACAAAGAAGAUUGCGGGAGCGCCGAUGCCCCAGUCCCUCAUGGUGAAGGUCUUCAACCACGCUCAUCAGUACUACAGCUUGGGCAUUCGACUCUUCUUCGGAACUAUUCCCGUUUUCGCGUGGAUCUUCACGUCCUGGGCUUUGCUCGCCGUGACUCCCGUGUACGCGUACAUGGUGAGGGGGCUGGAGAACGCCGGUUUCGUGCAGGACGAGCUGGACGAGAUCGCCAGGGUUAAGGCGGCGUUGCCGCAACCGCCGUCGUCGUCCUCACCAUAAACCACAACCCCCUGCAGCAGCAGCAACAGCAGCCGUUGCUCCGCAGAGAGCCGAGGUCAAGAAGUGCGUGGUAUGGCAUCUUCUCGUGCUUUCAGCCGUUGCGGCACCGGCGGCGGGAUCAGCAGCGGUCAUCCCUUGCGGCGGACAGCCGUGGUUAAGCAACCCUCGGCGGUGCAAAGCAACGUGUUUCCCCAAACGCCAUCACUACCAUGUCACUAUCAUGUACUGCAAUUGCAUAUGGGCAGCGCCCAUGUAGAGUGUUGAUUGCGGCACCGCUCUUGUUCACACAAUGGGUUGAGCUUGCCGGACCCCGUAUUUUUCGUAUGCGAGGAGGUGCGGUGGGUAGUGGGGUCCAACGCACACACGGGCUACUAGCUAGAGAGGGUUGCUGUGAAUGCAUGGGAUCCCCGCAACAAAAAAAAAACGGACGUAGAGACACGCCUUGUGGCCUUCGAACAUGGAGCGUACUCCGGAGUAUUUGUGUUAAUGCCUGGCACGAGAGUGCAUAUUAACGGUUUGGAAUAAUUUUGCCAAAAUGGUGCGUUGACGGUAAUUCUUUGUCGUAGAUUACUGCAAGCCAGCUACCUUUCUAAAAGACGCAUGCGGACCUUCACAAAGGGAGCUUUGCUGCCACCUUCGAAUCAAGCAUCAAGCGUAUCGAGCUCAUCCAUAGAAUACCUUCUCAUACUUCGUAUACAGAUAUUGGAAAACUGAAAUCACUCCUGGUGUCGGUCUGACUGCUGCUUUCGUGCUUGAAGGCGCGCACAAGCGUGUGUGUAUGUGUCGGGGGGGAAUCACUCCAUGUGUGCGGGAGUUGCAGACAGAUUCUUGUUGUAUGAUAAUGUACGUUGGAGGUGUGGUUCGAGCAAUUCUUGCCUGACCUUUGCAUACCUUCGUUUGUGGUUCCCAUAUGGACACCCGUUGCUCACACGAUUUCCUCGUGGAGCCUGCCUUGCGUUUCUUUGCUGUGGCACAAAAGGGCUUCUUGUAUUUUGUGUACUAACGUAGACCCGACUUUGUGAAGCGGUGCGUUGCGACAAGGGACAACAGUCCUUGGGGCCAAGUUCCAGCUCAGCUACAUUUUGGUGUCCGAACAUUUUUUCUAACGCGUGGCAAGUUGCCGAAACACCAGUACAUACAUACCACGUACAUGCCAAAUUUCGAUAUUGGUGCGGAUUGAGGCGGGCCCAUUUUUCACUCCGCUGAUCGCCCAAGGCGUAGCUAUCUUUCCAGGGUUCGUUAUUGGCGUUGCUGUUUGAUGUUGCUCUUCGGUAGGAGCGGUUAGUUAUCACUUGAAGAGGUUUACGGUGUACACGUGAUUUUUGUUUUUCCGCAGCAUAGGUCUAGUCGCCCCCGUGGUCUAGUUGGUAUCCCCGAAACCUUCUAGAGGUC